AUGUUGCUCAGGGCGUUCAUCAAACCUUCCAAAACUUUUGCUGCUACUCUCGGCUCUACCACUGCCAGAAGAAUGAAUUCAUCAUUAAUUGGACAAUUGAAGACCCUUGAUGAACUUAAUAGCGCCAUCAAAUCCGAAAAAUUGACUUUCGUGGACUUUUAUGCCACCUGGUGUGGUCCGUGCAAAGCGGUCUCUCCAAUCCUCGAGAAAUUGGCGGUCGAAUACCCAAAUGUCCAAUUCAGAAAAGUUGAUGUUGAUGAGAGUGAUGAUUUGGCUAUGGAAUACGGGGUCAGUGCCAUGCCAACUUUUGUGUUGUUCAAGGACGAUAAGCCUAUCGGUAAAAUCAUCGGGGCUAAUGUCAAUGCCAUCCAAAAGGCAUUGAAGCAAUAUGCUUGA
Messenger RNA from Saccharomycopsis crataegensis, 396 nucleotides. RefSeq names its product thioredoxin family protein. Bases 1 to 396 code for a protein of 131 amino acids. Gene Ontology annotation, cellular component: cytosol. NCBI's taxonomy places the organism in Eukaryota, Fungi, Ascomycota, Saccharomycetes, Ascoideales, Saccharomycopsidaceae. The transcript has a single exon. Gene Ontology annotation, molecular function: protein-disulfide reductase activity. The record is from RefSeq and is a predicted model, not a curated record.